GUCACUCUUGACAGUGACAUUUAUUCCUCUGACAUUUAUCAUUAAAAAGUAAAACAAACUUACAUUUUGUGAAAAAUAUUAUUAUGUUAUAAUUUCAAAAUGCCGCGAACUCUUCCGUUGAGAAUUAGUAUAAGAGACUGUUUAGUUUUAGUUCUUUUAGUUAUAUUUAAUACUAUUCACGUAACAGACAUGGCUUAUAACAACAUGGAUAUACACAGUAAAGAAAGCAAAAUAAAAGAGGAUUCGAACGACAAAGGUCUCAGCUUUAGUGAAAAUGAAGAGUAUUUGAAAAAUUGUCCUUCUGGAGAUCAAGAAAAUGUCAUGGAGUGCUCCAGUCUACAAUACCCAUGCAUCACUUGUGAGCGAGGCAUAGACUGCCGUUACGGAGGCUUCUAUAAUUAUACUUGUAAUGUACAACCAAAGAUUGUGUGUAAUGGUUCAAAAGUAUUUAACAGAACCGCUAUGUGUCGAUUUUGUUACCAAACAGACAAAUGGGAGCAUAGAUGUGAUCAAAAAGCAAAUUGCAAUUCAUUAGCAUCACCAUUAAAGUAUUAUUUAACCAACUGCACAGUGUCAGAUGAAGUCAUAUGCCUGGGUAGAAGGAGAUUUCUAAAGAAAAUUAGGUGUUCUUGGACAUCAGGAACUCGCUGGGGCACUGCACUAAUUCUUGCCUUAACCCUUGGAGGUUUCGGUGCUGAUAGAUUUUAUCUGGGCCACUGGCAAGAAGGCAUUGGAAAACUAUUCAGUUUUGGGGGACUAGGAGUAUGGACCUUAGUAGAUGCUCUUCUGAUAGGAAUACAUCACCUAGGACCAGCUGAUGGAUCACUUUAUAUUUAAUUCAUGGGAAUCUUAAUGUAUGUUUGAUUUGUGUUGCUGAUAAUAAAAGUCUGUUAUAUAAAAAA
Messenger RNA from Manduca sexta (tobacco hornworm), 902 nucleotides. RefSeq names its product TM2 domain-containing protein almondex (gene amx). The transcript has 4 exons. The record is from RefSeq and is a predicted model, not a curated record. Bases 100 to 837 code for a protein of 245 amino acids. NCBI's taxonomy places the organism in Eukaryota, Metazoa, Arthropoda, Insecta, Lepidoptera, Sphingidae.